Molecule: messenger RNA, 2487 nt
Organism: Brienomyrus brachyistius
Lineage: Eukaryota; Metazoa; Chordata; Actinopteri; Osteoglossiformes; Mormyridae
Product: apoptosis-associated speck-like protein containing a CARD
Exons: 5
Coding region: 898-1515 (205 amino acids)
Biological process (GO): innate immune response; regulation of apoptotic process; inflammatory response
Source: RefSeq, a predicted model, not a curated record
AGAAUGUAUUGUAGUAAAAAGUUAUUUAGCUCAGAAAUGUAGUAAAGUAAAAGCUGCAGUACAAACACACCUUAGUGUAGGUUACAGUAAACUCUGCUGACAGUUCAGGUGUGACCUCGAUAAAACAGACAGCACGUGGAGAGACCGACUGAUCAUCUGAAGUCCGUCACUUGACAGAGGAGCAAUGUCUGUCCUCAGAUUUAUCAGAGAAGCUCCAACUGGCUCUCUCUCCUCACAGAGACACUAACACAUAAAGUCCUGUUCCAGUGUGUCGGUACCUCCUGCAGCUGCCUGUUCUGUAGCAUUCCAAGCAGCCCCUGGACAUGAACUAGCUUCUCCUUUGCAGAUAUGCAUGAUUUAAACAGUCCAACUAUUUCUUUUUUUUGCUUUUCCUGGAUAAGAGUCAGGCCAGGAGUGUUGUCUUAGAAAAAUAAAGAGUGGAAUUAAAUGAUUGGUUCCCUGAAUUUUAAAUGAAAUGAAAUGUUAUGUUUUAUUUGAGCAUGAGUGCUGGACUGGGGGGCGUAGCCCAACCCUGCACCCGCCUCCAUCCGGCCGUGCUGCCCCCUCCCAAUAACCACCACUUCUUUUCCUGUUCCUGUGGGUGCUUGGAUGCACAAUUCUUGUAUGACGACUGAGUCCUUUUGCUGGAGUACAUAGGAAGAGGAAUUUUCCAUAAGCUUGGAAACCAGCUUAAAAGGCAGCAGGGACAAUUGAAAAAGUUUUGAUAUUUGAAGACAAAGCAGGUUUUUCUCGUUUGUCGAAGGAUAACAGGAAGUCGUUACAGGGCUGCCUCCAUGUUCAGCUGGCGGGAGUGAGAUUGUCAGAUCAAGACAAGCCUGCAAAGUCAGACUGUGAUACAGAAGAACGGGUUUCUUUACAGCCAUAAUCAUCUGAGCGAUGGCUUAUCAUUCCCGUGGAGAGACCCAGACCUCGCUCGCCGACCUCUUGUUGGAUUAUCUGGAGGAGAUCAGUGAUGAAGAGCUGAAGAGGUUUAAAUGGAAACUGAGUAACACAAAAUAUAAAGAGUUAAAGCCCCUUCCCAGGGGUCAGGUGAUGGGCUUGGAUAGAACAGACCUCGCCGACAAGAUGAUAAGUUGCUACAGUAAAGUUGAUGCUCUCAAUGUCAUGCUUGAAAUCCUGAAGAAGAUGAACCUGAAUGAUCUUGCUCAGAGACUGGAUGAAGACCUACAGAAGGGUACCCAAGCAGAAAGUCAGCAGAGUGCCAUACCAGCGGAGGCUCCUCGUCCAGUGGUCCCUAAUCAGAUAGAUGUGCUGUUUGUAGACCGACACAGGACAGCCCUCAUCCAGAGAGUGUCACUGAUUGACCCCAUACUGGACGACCUCCAUGGGAACAUCGGCGGGGAAAAGUACAAUAACAUACGUGCUGGCAGUACCAGCCAGGACAGGAUGAGGAGGCUGUAUGAGGCGUUAAACACUGAUAGUCUGAAAGAGCUUUUUUUUGCCUCCCUGAAUAAGAAGGAACCACACCUUGUCUCAGAAUUGAAAAGAUCUUAAUUGGACCAGUAUGCAAAACUCCAUUCCCCAUUCCAAUUCUCCCAGCUUACAGGGUGUUCCUCAGGCAGUGCCCUGUGAAACUGGCUCAUUCGCUCUGCUCUAAACUCUUAUUGGCCCUUGGUUGUACACAAAUAACACAGCAAAUACAUUUCCAUUGGUUUAAUAAAAAAUAAAAAACACAGGAACUGACUUGAGUAUUUUAACACUGGUCAGUCACAAAUGUCUUCCAAACUGUCACUGCAGGAUGUCACUGAACAUUUUUCUCUUCUUCCUUUGAUCGGUCUGUAUCUCCUGCCAUUGAGCUCUUCUCUUCACAAAGUGAGUCAGGGCAAAUUUUGCCCAGACAUGACGGGCAAACUGAUCUGAUCUCAGCACAGACUCACUGGACCCUGAAAGGGAGACAAGGAGACGUUUGUUGCAGUGGGAAGCGGUUUUAACUGCUUUUUUGGAGUUCCAUCAAAACAUCGAACAAGACUGUUGCCACCCUCAGAUGUCUAUGAUAAAUCCUUGCUUUCGAAGAACAGAUAAUUAAGAAGUUUUAAUCUCCAUACCAAAUCAGGCUAACUACUGCUUACGAUAAACAGUGCCUGGACGACUCCCCUAAUGUCCCGUGACGGGAUAUACUGUCUUACCCAGCUCCUUUGCAAUGUCCUGCCUCUGACUCACGGUGGCGCUGUUCCAGACAGCCUCCAGGACACGACUUCCAUACCGGGAGCAGGACAGCUUGACAAAUUCACCCUGAAGCCAAAGCUAGGAAAUUAGAGAUUAAACAUUCACUAGAUAUAGCCCCCCCCUUCCGUGUGACUGGAUUUCAGAUGGUGUUUACUAGCUGAAAUGUCGUUUAAUUUUAAUUAGGCAUAUCUCAUUUAUGUCAUAUACAAUUUUACUUGUAUAUGUCUGUCUUGAUUAAAUAUAUGAGGCAUCAAUUUUAUUGGAAUUUUUAUGCAAUAAAAAUGAAAGCAUUACAAUUCA